AUGGAUUUGUUGAAUCUAGGGGCCCAAUCCCGUAAAACAGGUAUUAAGCCUCGACAGAACUUGACCAAAGACAAGUACGACAUGGAGGAUAUAGACGAGUUCUUUGCUGAUGAUGAUGAGUUGAGCCGUAUACACAGAAGAUCGAACACCUCCCGUUCCCGUAAAUCUACAUCCGCCCAAUCAUCUACUCCAAAGGACAACUUUGACAAUGUAGCACGGUUUUUGAACUUCACAGAUGCCGAAGCUGAGAACUUCAACUUGUCUCCGAUAUCUCUGUCGUCUAAGCUUGUUCCCAACAAGGACAACAAGAAAUCGCCGUUGCUCUCCCCUUUGGCUGUCCGUAGGGACAAUAAGGAGUAUGAUAGAAACGAUAUCUCUGAGGUUGAUGAUGACUUGUAUGAUUAUGAACCAGAUUUUUACGAUGACCAUAACGACAACGGACAGUCAUUCGAAGAACAUCUGAGUUUAUCACCAGUGCCCUUGUCACCAGUGUUACCUAUUAGUGGUAAUGGCAAGAAGACAUCUUCUACUCCUAAGUCAAAGUCAACAUCGUCAAAAUUAUCAUCUGCAUUGACUAAGCGCAUGGCUCUUGGAAAGUCAUCCAAGUCCAGCGUGCCAAAAGUUCUAGAACAAGAAGAAAGUGACGAAGGUGUGUUAGAAGCAAAGUCUAAUAAUGAAAGCAGCGAAUUGCUUUCCCCUCCACCAACAAACAAGAGAUCAUCCAAAGAGAAACCUGCUAAAUCCACAUCUACUAUCUCAAAACCUUCUCCAUUACCGUCACCCCCACCUGAUGGGUUGAGGCGAUCUAAAAGAACGAGAGUACGACCUGUUGCAUUUUGGAGGAAUGAGAAAGUUCGCUAUCGUCGUGCCAACGAAAACUCCCAGGAUCCAAAUACAACAUUAGGUAGCGAUAUCAAGAACAUACCCUUACAGGAAAUCCAAGAAGUUGUACACAUACCCGAACCAGCAUCCAAUAAUACAUUAGCACCGUCGAGAAAGAGGUCACGACUGAAAUCAAGGACAACUCCUCCAAAAUUCAAGAAAGCUACCAAGAAAGAAGUAUAUGACUAUGAAUCAGAUCCUGAAAUCAGUGGUUCAGAGUGGUUCAAGAACGAUACCCUCCAGCUUGAGGUGUUCGAAAAUGAGAAAAAGGUCAGGACGCUAGUGGCAUAUACACCAGAUGGUGCCGAUUUACGAGAUCCGCCCGCCCCACAGGAAGGAGACGAGAAUUUCAAAGUCGCAACACUAUUUGAGCAUGAUAAGGAUUUCAGUGCUAGCGGCCUUUUGGAGUUUGAUUUUGGUGGUUAUAAGCAAUUUCGAAACUCUGGAGAGUUUGUCUACAGCUUUCAUGUAGUUAAAGGCUUGAUAGAAGUUACUCUUAAUAAUACCAAAUUUGUGGUAACUCGAGGCUGCUCAUUUCAAGUUCCAGAUGGUAAUUCCUAUGGUUUCAAGAAUAUUGGCCAGGAUUCGGCCCGACUUUUCUUUGUCCAAUGUAAGAUA
Scheffersomyces stipitis CBS 6054 is the source of this 1500-nucleotide messenger RNA. RefSeq names its product Mif2p (gene MIF2). Gene Ontology annotation, biological process: kinetochore assembly; spindle attachment to meiosis I kinetochore; attachment of mitotic spindle microtubules to kinetochore. Lineage: Eukaryota; Fungi; Ascomycota; Pichiomycetes; Serinales; Debaryomycetaceae. Gene Ontology annotation, cellular component: kinetochore. Gene Ontology annotation, molecular function: centromeric DNA binding. The transcript has 2 exons. The annotation marks the transcript as partial. The record is from RefSeq and is a predicted model, not a curated record.